Megalops cyprinoides (Indo-Pacific tarpon) is the source of this 3341-nucleotide messenger RNA. RefSeq names its product CCAAT enhancer binding protein zeta (gene cebpz). The coding region runs from base 54 to 3317 and encodes 1087 amino acids. The record is from RefSeq and is a predicted model, not a curated record. NCBI's taxonomy places the organism in Eukaryota, Metazoa, Chordata, Actinopteri, Elopiformes, Megalopidae. Gene Ontology annotation, cellular component: nucleus. The transcript is spliced from 17 exons.
UGCUGGCUACCUAGCCAGCUAGCUAUUGCGUUGCGCUCCCCCAAUUUCCAGGCAUGGCGUCCGCAGGCAAGCGUGGUGAAAUGGAAACAGAACAGUUUUGUGAUAACGACGAGGAGCUUGAAAACGAAGGGGACAAGGCAGAUGAAGAACCAACGUCAAAGGGAGGAUCUCGAAAACCGGACGAUGAGUUUAACCUGGACGAGGUUUUACGUUUGGGAGGCACCAAAGCUGACUAUGUCAUGCUCGCGACUGUGGAUGAUUCCCACGAGCUCGUGGACGGUGGAAAGAAAGGGAUCAUCGAUGACCUGAAGGAGGGGGAGCUGGAGGCCUUCAUCUCUAAGCUGGGCAUCCGCUCCUACUCCGGCCGGAUGCAGGUCGUAGAGGACGAGCAGGCGAAAGAGGAGGACCCAAAAACAGCUCAGAAGAAGAACAAAAAAGCCGAGGUUCAGAAGGUCAAACCUGAUGCGGAGAGGGCGAAGGAGACCUCGAAAGGUGUGGAGCAGCAAGCAGGGGUGGGAAAGAAGAAUAAAAAAUCCAAAGAGGCGGACGGCGCUGCCAGUCAAGGGAAGAAGGGCAAGCCGAGCGCAGACGUGUUCGAGUUCCACAAGAGGCAGGUGCUGCUGAUCAAACCAGGGGGCAAGUGGUUCGACCUGGAGUACACCAACGAGACCAACUCCGCCCCACAGGACGAGGCCCUGGUGUCCCAAUACAGAGCCCUGGCCCAGAAGCUGCUGGAGUCCGAGGUUGACCUCUUCAAGAGCAAGAAGAGCAUGCAGAAGGGGGCGAACUCGGCCUGGAUGAAGACGGUGGUGUCCACGGGGACGCUGGCGGACAGGAUGGCGGCCAUGACGCUGCUGAUCCAGGACGCGCCGGUGCACAGCCUGCACUUUGUUGAGACCCUGGUGUCGCUGGUGAAGAAGAAGGGCAGCCGGCGGCAGAGCCUGAUGGCGCUGGACACCCUGAGGGAGCUGCUGCUGUCCGACCUGCUCCCCGAGAGCCGCAAGCUCCGCCCCUUCGCCCAGCGGCCCUUCCACAGGCUGGAGGAGCUGGCCAGCGGGAACCGCGAUGCCCGCGACCGCCGCCUCGUCCUCUGGUACUUCGAGCACCUCCUGAAGCAGCAGGUGGCGGAUUUCGUGGCGGCCCUGGACACCCUGGCGCACGACACGGUGGCGGCCACCAAGGCCUGGGCGCUGGCCACCGCCCACGAGCUGCUGUGCUCCCGGCCCGAGCAGGAGAGGGUGCUGCUGGGCCAGGUGGUCAACAAGCUGGGCGACCCCGAGUACAAGACGGCCUCCAAGGCCUCCUACCUGCUGGAGACUCUGCUGCACAAACACCCCAACAUGAAGGGGGUGGUGUGCAGCGAGGUGGAGCGGCUGAUGUUCCGGCCCAACGUGCACCCCAAAGCGCAGUACUACGCCGUCUGCUUCCUCAACCAGGUGCUGCUGAGCCACGAGGAGGCCGACCUGGCCGCCAGGCUCAUCUCCAUCUACUUCUCCUUCUUCCGCGCCUGCGUCAAGAAGAAGGACGUGGAGUCCAAGAUGCUGAGCGCCCUGCUGUCAGGCGUCAACAGGGCGUACCCCUACGCCCGGGCGGGCGACGACAAGAUCAAGGAGCAGCUGGACACCCUGUUUAAGGUGGUGCACGUGGUGAAGUUCAACACGGCUGUGCAGGCCCUCAUGCUGCUCUUUCAGGUGAUGGACUCGCAGCAGACCGUCUCUGACCGCUACUACGUUGCACUCUACCGGAAGCUGCUGGACCCAGGUCUCGCACUGUGUUCCAGGCAGACUAUGUUCCUCAACCUCCUGUACAAGUCUAUGAAGGUGGACAUCGUGCUGCGCAGGGUCAAGGCCUUCGUGAAGAGGCUUCUGCAGGUCAGCUGUGAGCAGAACCCCACCUUCGCCUGUGGGGCGCUCUUCCUGGUGUCAGAGGUGAUGAAGGCCAAGCCGGGUCUCCGGCUCCUGCUGCAGGAUGAGGGGGACAGUGAGGAGGAGAAGUUCAAAGACCUCGAGGAAGAGGAUGAUGAGGAGGAGAGGUUUACAGAUGCUGAUAAGGUGGAGGAAGGACAGAGCGAGAAGCCGGAGAGGCCCAGCCAGGCUGCGUCCUGGGUGCAUCACCAAAACCUGGAGGGUGGGAAGAACAUGACGACCUAUGACCCCCUGCACAGGAACCCCCUGUUCUGCGGGGCUGACCACACCACUCUGUGGGAGCUGAAAAGACUCUCGGCUCAUUUUCACCCGUCAGUCGCCCUGUUUGCCCGGACCAUUCUGCAGGGUGAGUUCAUCCAGUACACCGGCGACCCUCUGCAAGACUUCACUCUCAUCAGGUUCCUGGAUCGCUUCGUGUUCAGGAAUCCCAAGCAGCAGAAGCACAGAGAAAACACAGACACCGCUGUGCUGCAGCCCAAACACAGGCUCUCCAUGGGCAACAUCAGAGCGUUGGCUGUGAAUUGCGAAGAGUUCCUGGCCAAGGAGGAGAGCCAGAUUCCAGUGGACGAGGUCUUCUUCUAUCGGUUCUUUAAGAAACGGGAGAGGGAGAAGCAGCUGCGGCAGCCGCGAGGGGGCGGGGACAACGAGAGCGUGGAGGACGUGGACGACGACGAGUUCGAGAGAACUCUCGAUAACUUUGAAGGGGACAGCUUCUUCACAGACAUUAAGGACGACAGUCUGGACUUUGCUGGCAAUGUGAAGGGCAAAUCCAAGAAAGGCAGGAAGGGUGAGGAUGAUUCUGACUCAGAUCUGGACGAGGAUGAGGAUGACCUGGAUGACGAAGAGGUGUCUCUGGGCAGUAUGGAUGAGGAGGACUUUGGAGACGAGCUGGAAGAGGAGGGAGGGGCCUUCGUGGAUCUCGGGGGAGAGGAUGAGGAGGAAGAUGAAGAGGCUGCAGAACCAGGGAAUGAAGAGGACAAUAUUUUUGAAGAUUCAGGAGAGGAGUUGGAGGAAGUCCUGGAAAAGAGCCCAGUUUCCAAGAAGGGCAAGAGGAAGAAGUCAGAAGAGCUCGGCUUCUCGGGCUCCUUAGAAUCAAAACCAGGUCGGAAGAAGAAGAAAGCGAUGAAGGAGGAAGGUGCCAUGUCUGCUUCAGCUGAAGAGUUUGGAUAUCUGCUGGAUGAAAACGCUGGGUCCAAGUUUGACAGCAUCGGCAUCAACGCCAUGGCAAACAAAGACAAAGCAGGCCUGAAGCAGCUGAAAUGGGAGGCCCAGAGAGACGCCUGGAUCCGAGGGAGAGACAUGAAGACCCUGCGCAGGAAGAAGGCCAUGUUCAAGAAACGGAAACAGUUCGGCAAAAUGAAAAAGGACGGCAAAAGGAAACCCACAAAAUAAAACCCUCAAAAACAGUGCGACUUU